AUGAUCAAGAAAUUUGGAAUGGACAUUGCAGCACACAAAAAAACUCCAGCUGCUACUCACUUGAAGUUAACCAAAGAUGAGAAAGGCAUUGAUGUUGAUCAAAGCUUAUACAGAAGCAUGAUUGGUAGUCUUUUGUAUCUCACAACAAGUAGACCUGACAUCACUUUUGCUGUUGGUGUGUGUGCAAGAUAUCAGGCCAAACCAAAGAUGAGCCACCUUGUACAAGUCAAAAGAGUUCUGAAGUAUAUUAAUGGGACCAGUGACUAUGGGAUUCUGUACUCACAGACAAAGAACUCUACCUUAGUAGGGUAUUGUGAUGCUGACUGGGUUGGAAGUGCUGAUGAAAGGAAAAGUACAUCAGGAAGUUGCUUCUUUCUAGGUGACAACCUAAUUUCAUGGAAGCAGUUGCUCUCAACUGAUGUGGAUGAAGCAAAUGCUGAAGGAAUAUAA
Messenger RNA from Trifolium pratense (red clover), 450 nucleotides. RefSeq names its product secreted RxLR effector protein 161-like. NCBI's taxonomy places the organism in Eukaryota, Viridiplantae, Streptophyta, Magnoliopsida, Fabales, Fabaceae. The transcript has 2 exons. The coding region runs from base 1 to 450 and encodes 149 amino acids. The record is from RefSeq and is a predicted model, not a curated record.